CAAAACCAAAACCAAAACCAAUAAAAUAUUAAUUGGUCCUAAAACUGAACUCUGAUCUGAUCAGUGAGAAAAAAAAAUGGCUGAAAUGUUCGUUAACGUUAAGCAAGCGGAGCAAUACGCCUCGGCUCGUCCCGACUACCCGAAAGAGCUCUUCGAAUUUAUAGCCUCCAAGACUCCUCUCCACGAUCUCGCCUGGGACAUCGGCACCGGAAGUGGACAAGCUGCCCUCUCCCUAGCUGGGAUCUACAACAACGUUAUAGCCACAGACUCGAGCUUGAAGCAACUCCAAUUCGCACCAAAACUCCCAAACAUUCGUUACGAGCAAACCCCGCCAGCCAUGUCCGCAGCCGAGAUCGAAGAGAGAUUAACACCGGAGUCUACCGUCGAUCUGGUUACCAUAGCCCAAGCUCUUCACUGGUUCGACCUCCCCAACUUGUACGACCAACUCAGGUGGGUGCUCAAGAAGCCAAACGGCGUCGUCGCAGCCUGGUGCUACACUCUGCCACGUGUCAACGACUCGGUCGAUCAAGUCCUGGAUCGAUUCUACGGAGAAUCCGGGCCUUACUGGGACCUGGCGCGGAAGCUGGUGGAGGACGAGUACAGGGGCAUUGAUUUUCCAUUUGAGCCCGUGGAUGAAGGGACCAAUGAAACGGGGCCGUUUCGGUUUGUGAGUGAGAAGGUUAUGAAUUUGGAGGAGUUUCUCACGUAUCUGAAGUCGUGGUCAGCGUAUCAGACGGCCAAGGACAAGGGUGUGGAGCUUCUGGUGGAUCGUGUGGUUGAGGAGUUUAAGAGAGCUUGGGCGAGUGAUGAUGGCGAUGGAGGGUCUGGUAAUGCUACUAAAGUGGUCAAGUAUCCCUUGUUUUUGAGGAUUGGAAAAGUCAAACACAUGUAGGCUCUUUUUUAGAAAUGGCACCUCUGGUGCACAAUAUCUAUUGGUGCAACUACAAAAAUAAGUACUGUGAGUACUACAAAAUUGAAUUUAAUAAAUAUGGUGAGGUAUCAUUAAUCAGCAUAGUGUUUUGUAGUGUUGAAAUAAUAGCUCUUUUUGUACCUUAGGAAUUUCCUCUUAUAAAAAUAAAAUAAAAUAAUUUAUAUUUA
Humulus lupulus (European hop) is the source of this 1098-nucleotide messenger RNA. RefSeq lists its product as uncharacterized. Bases 77 to 892 code for a protein of 271 amino acids. Gene Ontology annotation, molecular function: S-adenosylmethionine-dependent methyltransferase activity. Lineage: Eukaryota; Viridiplantae; Streptophyta; Magnoliopsida; Rosales; Cannabaceae. The record is from RefSeq and is a predicted model, not a curated record. The transcript is spliced from 2 exons.